UGUGCGGAAACUCCCGGAUGUGAGACGUGUUGUCAGUGAAAACCACUCACGAACAGCCACGAAAAAUGCAAUAACAAUCUUGACUUUCUCGUACAAUUCCUCCGAAAACUUCCCAAAAAACAUGCUCUGAAGGGUAUCUAUCAAUUGAACAUUGAAUGAUGCGAGAGAUGGUGCUCACAGCGGCGAGCUUGGCCCUAACGGGGGCCGUUGUCGCGAAUGCUUACUACCAGAAACAUCAGUUUUAUCCCUCUGUUGUCUACCUCACAAAGUCUUCCCCGAGUAUGGCGGUUCUUUAUCUGCAAGCUUUUGUCUUCGUUAUUCUAAUGGGAAAGCUUAUACGGAAAGUGUUUUUCGGCCAGUUACGGGCUGCUGAGAUGGAGCAUUUGAUAGAGAGAUCAUGGUAUGCAGUCACUGAGACCUGCCUUGCCUUUACUGUGUUCAGAGAUGACUUCAGUCCUCGAUUUGUAGCUCAGUUCACCAUGUUGCUAUUUCUGAAGUGCUUUCACUGGCUAGCAGAGGACAGAAUAGAUUAUAUGGAGCGCAGUCCUGUGCUGACAUGGUUAUUCCAUGUGCGUGCCAUCUGUUUAUUAACAUUCCUUGGACUUGUGGAUAGUUUUCUUGUUCAUGUGGCAUAUAAUACAACUAUACAGAGCGGGGCUUCAGUGCAGCUUGUUUUUGGAUUUGAGUAUGCCAUUUUGCUGACAAUGGUAGCAACAGUGUUUAUGAAGUACACUCUGCAUGUGAUAGACCUGCAAAGUGAAAACCCUUGGGAUAACAAAGCUGUCUUCCUUCUCUAUACAGAGCUUAUAAUGGGAUUUAUCAAGGCUGUGCUGUAUAUCUGCUUUGUGGCUAUCAUGAUCAAAGUCCAUACUUUCCCAUUAUUCGCCAUCAGGCCUAUGUACCUCACACUCAGAGGGUUCAAAAAGUCACUUAGUGAUGUUAUUAUGUCUAGGAGAGCUAUAUCAAAUAUGAAUACAUUAUAUCCAGAUGCAACUGCAGAGGAGCUAGCCCAGGGAGACAAUGUGUGCAUUAUCUGCAGAGAAGAGAUGACAACUGCCUGUAAAAAGCUUCCCUGUAAUCACAUUUUCCAUGCCAGCUGCCUUAGGUCCUGGUUCCAGAGGCAACAGACCUGUCCCACUUGUCGCAUGGAUGUACUACGCCCCCAGGCACGCCCACAGUCCCAACCUGCACCAGCAGCCCCACCACAAAUGCCACAAGCAAACGGAAUGCCUAUGAUGGGUCAAUUCGGCAUGUUUCCUGGAUGGCCACAAAUGGGUAUGCCACCACCACCUGGACCUGGUCAACCAGAAAUGCCUGGACAACCACAGGUCACACCUCAAACACCAAGCCCUGCCAGUCCAGGCUCCAGUACUUCACCAAGUGCAGUCCCCCCCAUGGCAAUGCCACAGAUGUCUGGCAUGCCCCCUUUCAUGAUGCCACCGCCACCAUUUAUGAUGCCUCCUAUGAUGGGCUUGCCGUUCAUGCCACCCCCUCCACCACCUCCCAGUACCGAAGACCUUUCGUCACUUGGAGUGGAGGAGCUGGCAGCUGUAGAGGGAAGAGAGAGGCAGCAGGUUGAGUCCCGUAUUGCGAUGCUGAGGAACGUACACAUGUUGCUUGAUGUGGCUAUAGGCCAACUGAACCAGUACACGCAGAUGGUCAACGCACAGAGCCAAGCUUCCUCUUCCACGUCAACACAAACAAACUCUUCGACUGAAUCCAGUGCGGCAAAAACCAAAGGAGAGAAACCUCCUGCUAAGCCAAAAGACGCUCCUAAAAGUACUUCUGAUUGGCCUUCCCUCACCUCCCCCGCCAUCCAACCCGUCGCACCAGCCACGCCCAGUACCACUACUACAGCACCUUCGACGGCUGAUAGUAAAGAGACUACAUCCCCUCUGGUCCCCGAGGCUGUGGGCGCGAGUCCAGAGGCUGCAGACAGUGCGGAGGAUGAGGCCAGUCAAGAGCUGAGGAGGAGGCGACUGGAGCGGUUCAUGAGCGGCGAGGCCGAGGGGAAGAAGGCGGAAGAUACGAACGAGUCAUCAGUUUGAUGUUGAUGAACUGCCUGAACGAGCCACGUAUCCUGCUGAAGCCGAGUAUUUAGCUCGAUUUACUAUAGUCCGACUGGAAGGGGGACACCUUUCGAUACAGAAGGAUGACAUUCCUUUAGGUAGACCACACUCGAUAAGGAGACCCUGUUAUUAGGGUUUUUUGUUGAAAUCUUUGUAACAAGGGGUAGUCAGAGUCCCAUGCCUUUUAUCCCUUCAAUUUGAGUGGGCUGGACGGGUGUUGCCUAUGAUAAAGUGAGGUACAAAUGAUAGUUAAGCGGAUCCAGUAAAUCUUGAGAUCGUUUUUUCUGUGUGUGGCCUGAGAUCACGUCUUGUUUUAGUAAGGGUAAUUACUCCGACCAAACUUUGCUAAAGCUUUAAGACGACACUUAAUGAGACUGAGAAGUUUUGUUAACGUUUUGUUACCCUUUGUGCUUUGUUACAAUAGAACCUCCUUUAAAAUAGCCCUCAAGGUGACUCGCCUGACAGUUAUACAGAGAAUUUACUUGCUAGAAGCCCUAGUUUCUCAGGGACACUUAAAGGCGCUUUUCACCACUUGUUUAUACGGGCAUUUGCGGAUAGCGCGGAUGGGGAAUUCGUCAAUAGGGCGUGGGCAGGACAUUCGUUGUAGGGUAUAUAGUUAAGGCUUUAGAAUAUUGAAUUAUACCGCAGCACGAGCUGCAAGGGUUUUUAAAAGUCCUUGUAAUCAUGGAACCAAUGAAUGUGUAAAGAAAAUAUAUUUGUAUUAUUUAAAGUUACUGUUUUGACCUGAAGACGUCCAAUAAAAACAGUGACAAUA
Molecule: messenger RNA, 2844 nt
Organism: Nematostella vectensis (starlet sea anemone)
Lineage: Eukaryota; Metazoa; Cnidaria; Anthozoa; Actiniaria; Edwardsiidae
Product: E3 ubiquitin-protein ligase synoviolin A
Exons: 12
Coding region: 156-2048 (630 amino acids)
Cellular component (GO): cytoplasm
Source: RefSeq, a predicted model, not a curated record